UAUAUAGCUUUGAAAUUGUGUUCAAAAAUUGGGAAGAAUAUGUAACUGCUAAAUGUAAAACAAUUCGAAUACAUUUUUUUUGUUAAGCUCCCAAACAUUGGGAACUUGAAGCUUUUCGAAAAAUCGGCAACAAGGGAAGUGCGUGCAGAUUGUGAUAUCAUAAGGCGCACCUAUAUAUAUAAGGAUUUGGGUUCUUGACACACUUGUAUAUUUAUAUAUAUUCGGGAACUGCAAGGAAUAAGAAUUUAGGAAGAAUGCGCAACGAUAGCGAAGGGAUUGAUGUAGGUACAACCACUGAUGUGGACGAACGUUCCGAGGCAGAGGGUCACCUUGUGUCAGAGGAGGAUGAGGCCUGCGUCCUGCCCAGCGGCAGUCGCACUCUGGACAAACGCCUAAAUCCGGAGGCUCCCGACUUUGUGCCCGGCGUAACAAACCGCUUGCUGGCCGCCAAAAUAGUCGACGAAUUGGUUGGCUAUACACGCUGGAGCAACGCCGCAGGCGAGGACAUAUCGUACGGAGCGCGUUAUGAUGGCAUCUGGAGCGAGAGCUGCAUUCAUUCCCAGACGGAGGCGCAGCUGGAGCUGGCUCCCCGCGCCGAGCGCGAUGUCACAGGCGGCAUGCAACAGCUGCCCAAUAUCAUCGAGUCUGUGGGCGACCUGGAGCGGCAGCCGUCGAUGAAGAAGCGAUCCAAGAGCCACAAUCAAUGCGAAGUCGAACCAGGUGCCGAAACUACACCGACUGGUCGCUGCUGUGCCUGCGAAAUCAUGUAGUUGUCCUUGUGUUCAUUUUAUCUAUAAUAGUUAUACUUAUUAAAGCAUUGUCUCACUAUAUUUAAGAGAAUAAACGCCUAACUGACACGCCCAAA
This is a messenger RNA of Drosophila montana, 865 nucleotides long. RefSeq lists its product as uncharacterized. The coding region runs from base 255 to 770 and encodes 171 amino acids. Lineage: Eukaryota; Metazoa; Arthropoda; Insecta; Diptera; Drosophilidae. The record is from RefSeq and is a predicted model, not a curated record. The transcript is spliced from 3 exons.